This is a messenger RNA of Python bivittatus (Burmese python), 3727 nucleotides long. It is a transcript of the gene SIX2, whose product is annotated as SIX homeobox 2. NCBI's taxonomy places the organism in Eukaryota, Metazoa, Chordata, Lepidosauria, Squamata, Pythonidae. Gene Ontology annotation, biological process: regulation of transcription by RNA polymerase II. Gene Ontology annotation, cellular component: nucleus; transcription regulator complex. Gene Ontology annotation, molecular function: RNA polymerase II cis-regulatory region sequence-specific DNA binding; DNA-binding transcription factor activity, RNA polymerase II-specific. The record is from RefSeq and is a predicted model, not a curated record.
GGGAAGAGAGGAGAGGAGAGGAGAGAAGGAGGAGGAGAAAAAGAAGGAAAGGGGAAGCGGGGUUUUAAAAGACUUGAUUCCAUGUAAGCGAUCCUAUGGCAGAAAGGGGGGGAAGAGAGAGAGGGAGCGAGCGAACGAGCGAGAGAGGAACUUGCGAGCCCGGCCAGGGGGUGGGGAGAGUGAAAGUUCCACUCUUGCAAGUGCCGCUUCUCUCACACAAUAGAGGCGCAAAGUUUGACGAUCGGAACUCGGGGACUUACAAACAAACCCGGAGCCCAAAGGUCGGGCGUGGGCACGGGCGCUGCCUGGGAGCCUCCCUUGCGCGCGAAGCUUCUCCGGCUCCAUGGGUGCCCCGGCCGGGGCAGCAGCACCCGCGCUGACCUAGCCCGAGGGCUUCCAUUCGUAAGUCAGCAGUUCGCGCGCGCUGUGGUUGGCUGCUCCCUCGCGGAGCCCUUUUCUCAUUGGCGCCGAGCGUCGCUGGCUCGCGCGCGCCCCCCGACUGCCUCCCUGUCGGCGUUCCCCCCAGGCGGUGCCUGCGGGACGCUGGGUCCGGACGGGUGCCCCCUUUCGGCCAGGGCAGAUGCGAUAAGAGGGCCGGCGGAGACGGCAGGAAGGCCUUCCAGGGCGCGCCACCAUGUCCAUGCUGCCCACUUUUGGCUUCACCCAGGAGCAAGUGGCUUGCGUGUGUGAAGUGCUCCAGCAAGGGGGCAAUAUCGAGAGGCUGGGCCGCUUCCUCUGGUCGCUGCCGGCUUGCGAGCACCUUCACAAGAACGAGAGCGUCCUGAAGGCCAAGGCCGUGGUGGCUUUCCACCGGGGCAACUUUCGCGAGCUCUACAAGAUCCUGGAGAGCCACCAGUUCUCGGCGCACAACCACCCCAAGCUGCAGCAGCUGUGGCUCAAGGCGCACUACAUCGAGGCCGAGAAGCUGCGGGGGCGACCCCUAGGGGCCGUCGGCAAGUACCGGGUCCGCCGCAAGUUCCCCUUGCCCCGCUCGAUCUGGGAUGGCGAGGAGACCAGCUACUGCUUCAAGGAGAAGAGCCGGAGCGUCCUGCGGGAAUGGUACGCCCAUAACCCUUACCCGUCCCCCAGGGAGAAGCGGGAACUGGCCGAGGCCACCGGGCUCACCACCACCCAAGUCAGCAACUGGUUCAAAAACCGGAGGCAGCGGGACCGGGCGGCGGAGGCCAAAGAAAGGUACGAGGAAAACAACGAAAAUUCCAGUUCCAAUGGCCACAAUCCGCUUUCCUCCUCCCUCAACGGCAAUAAGACGGUUUUGGGCAGUUCUGAAGAUGAGAAAACACCCUCCGGCACCCCAGAUCAUUCCUCCUCCAGCCCUGCCUUACUUCUCAAUUCAAACCCAGGCUUACAGCCACUCCACAGCUUGGGCCAUCCUCAGGGUCCUAGCGCCAUUCCAGUUCCCAGUGCAGACCCUCUGCAUCAUCACAGUUUGCAAGACUCCAUCCUCAACUCCAUGUCUUCAAACCUAGUCGAUCUUGGCUCUUAAAAAUACUUGCUGCACCCACCACACUCCCUGAACCCAGGCUCUCUCCAUCUGGGUUGUCCUCUUCUUUCUUCUUCUUUUUUUUACUUAACUCCUCUGCUCCUACAAACCAAGGAUUUGAAACCUUAGAAGGAUCUAUAAAAUGGAUCCAUUGUUUCACUUUGGAUCAAUUGCUGAGCAGCUGUUAACUUAUCUGGAAGGUACUGUAAAUUCAGGAACAUUGUAAGCUGUCCAAGGACUCAGAUCUUAAGAGGAUGUGGUGAACCUGAUUGCAGAAAAGUGGAGGACAUUACUGUAGGAUGGGAGGGAGGGAGGAUGGGGUGGCGGUUGGUGUAAAAGCUGUUCCUUUGAGAGAAUGAAAGCUGGAAGCCUCAGCCCACACAACCUCUUGUAUGAGAUCUGAUCCAGUUGGAUUCCAACUUCUUAACCCACCUCUGUAGAUGUACUUCAACCUGAACUGCAGGGAUCAAUUCAUGAAGCUGUUGAGAACUGAAGAGCUGAAGCCAAAGCCCCAUCAAUUUCAGCAGGAUAUUGGGAAGCAAUACGUUCUCCCCUAUGGCCGCUCCCACCACCAACUGGCAUCCUGUGGUAUACCGCUUCUAAAUCUGGAGGCUUUAAUAACGGGGCAACACUGAUAGAUUUAUCUGCCAUGAAUUUGUCAAAUUCUCUUUUAAAUCCAUUUAAGCUAGCAUUUUUUUUUUGCUCAUGGCAGCAAUCGCCUGCCCAUGUCAUUGCCAGAAGCUUUGAUGAAAGACUUUCCUCUAGGGCAGGGAAAACCAUGGCUCUUCAGAUUUUGCUUCUUCCCAACCAGGCUGGGAAUUGUAGCUCAGUGACAACUGCAGGGAGGCCCCACUGCUUUCCUCAGAUCCAGAGGCUACUUGACAAGUUGACGAUUCCAUCAGGCUUAUGGUGCACUGCAGGUGGAAAGGAAUUGCCCAAAGGAAAUUAUUGGGACUCUUUUCCAAAGAAUAGGAUUAUUUGCUCAUUUCCAGGAUCAGAGUGAGAGGACAAUAUUUGGUUUUCACCCCAGAGCAAAUCUCUUUCCUUUUUUGGGAAUUCAUCUAGGUUGUGGAUAGCAGUCUAUGAAAUGCUUUUUCUUGUAGGGCAGAAGCAAAGGGACUGAUAAAGAAAGGGAAGAGUAUAGCAUGGUGUGGUGGUUCAAAUGGGGGACUAGGACAGGGAGAGUCAAGUUCAGAUCCACACUCAGGCAUGAAGCGCACUGGAUAACUUUGGGCCAGUCACACACUCUCAGCCAGCCUACCUCACAAGGUGGUUGUGAGGAUAACAUUGGAGUGGGAGUAUCCUGUAUGCUGCCUUCAGCUCUUCAGGGGAAAAGUGAGAUAUAAAUGGUAUAAAUAAAUAGAGAAGCCACACCUCUUAACUUAUUUAAAGAGAAAAACAUUUGUGAUCAUUGUACUAUAUGCCAAUAGUCAAACGCUGCACUAGCCGCCAGUUUGUAAAGAACUCCUGGCUUUUAAGCAUGACCUAGCUAAUGCUGUUCUCCCUUGUAGCUGAUGCUAUGCAAAGCACGUGAACCCUGACUGGGGGGGAAGAGAGAAAUGGGCUCCUUCGGCCUUGUAUAUUUCCCUACCACCACUAACCCAAACAUUUAGGUGAGGAGGACAAGAAAGGCGACAUCUGCAAAUCACUUAAUCCGGAUAUCUUGCCUCCACCUGAUCCAGUGGCUUCAGAGGUGAAUCUGGGUGAGCUUCUCAACAGAGCAAGCGCUCUUCCGCCUCAGUUCUUUCAUCCGCAAAAUGGGAACAAGGGCGAUUCCCCCCAGAAGGCUCCUGGUGAGGUGCUGGCAGCGUUUUGCACACUUAACUUUGAGAGAGCCUCUAUCGCUCAUUAUUAUUUUUAAUACUCCUAUUAAUUGCGUUUCCCCUUGAAGUCUGUGGGGCCACCCCACGUCAAGGUGCUUCAUUAGCCAGUCUCGGGCGAGCCCUGGAUCGCAUCCUGGGUCUGCCCACGCAGAGCCCCGACGCCCCUUCAAACCAAGCGGGGCGAGCAGCGAGCCUCACGAUAGCUCUCUCUAGGGCUCUACGAAGCCGCCGCCGCCGCCCCAACCGCGAGGACGGUUCCCCAGUCAGCCAGGCUCCCUCCAAAUUUCUGUAUUGUUUCUAUCUUGUGAAUACCGCCUUUGGAAAGAUAUUUCUGCUUCUAUUUUAUAAUAAAAUCGAGACAUCCAGCGUAGUGGUGCAAAAAGUGAAAGCUCUCGUUUUUAAC